AUGAUCAAUUUAGUGAAUUCAAAUUUAUCAAAAAUUGAAUUUAAAACAGCUAUUGCUAUGGCUAAGCUUAAAAAAAGACAUUUCACAAUGUUAUGGAAUCUCGAAAGAUCCUUCUUCGCAAAAAAUCGUAUUAAUCAAGCAACCGCAAUAUUGUUGGAAAUUGGAAAUGCACAAAUUGAUAAACUCAUCUCGGAAAGACAGCGAAUAUAUGAAGAUACUUUAGAAUGGUUCGAAUGGAUACCUCAUAAUAAUUUGAAAGAAAUCAAAUACAUCGGUAAAGAUAAAUUAGAUAACGAAAUAAUGAAAGCAAUUUGGGUUCCUGGCAAAGUAAUUGCCACGUUCAGAGAAGAAAUUAAUAGAGAACCAAACACUUUGGUCGAGUUAACCACCUGUGUAAAUUAUGAAAAUAUAAUCCAAAAGCUUGAAGAAAAGUGGUCGCAUAAAUUUGGAAUCACACAAGUCCCGUUCACUAAAAAUUUUUUAGUGGUACAUAGCCGAGGAUAUUGUGAGAUAAAUCAUACAGAAUGGAACCCAAAUUUACGAAUAUGUGUUAACUGUGAUAUUCCUUCUUGGACGAGUGGUGAUGCACAAAUUGAUAAAUUUAUCUUGGAAAGACAACGAAUAUCUAAAGAUGCUUCACAAUGGUUCGAAUGGAUCCCCUACAAUGACUUGAGCGAAAUUGAAUUUGUUUCUCAUAAAGAAUUUUUCAAAUUGUCAUUGGCCAUAUGGGAAAAUGGAAGGGUGAUAUAUUGCGACAAAAUGACUGGAGAUUUUGAAAGAAAAAAGGGAAUUCAUGUACAAUUAAAUAUAUAUUCAAAUAUAGAAGAAUUAAUUAAAAAGGAUUCCGAUAAAAAUUGUCCUCAAACUUAUGGGAUCUCAAAGGAUACUUUUACUCAAGGAUUUAUUUUAGUCCAACAACUAGAGCAUUGCUAUAAAUGUCGACAAAUGUUGAAUAUUGAAUAUUUAAUGUGUCCUCAAUGUGACUUGCCCUCAUGGUCCAGUGGCAACACUAAAGUCGAUCAAAUUAUAUUAAAUAAUCAGCAAAUUCUAUCUUCGGAAUGGUGGCUUGAAUGGAUUCCUUACAAUCAAUUUAUUGAAAUUGAACCUAUUGGAGAAGGUGGUUUCGCCAAAGUUUAUAAAGCUAAGUGGGAAAUAGGUUAUGUAUUAACAAUUAAUUGGAGUGCCAAAACAUUUGAAAGAAACAGUAAGACAAUAGUUGCGCUUAAAGAGAUUCUUAAUUCAAGUGAUGCUGAUAUGAAUCUUAUUAAUGAG
Messenger RNA from Ambispora gerdemannii, 1272 nucleotides. The record is from the annotation of a GenBank genome assembly. NCBI's taxonomy places the organism in Eukaryota, Fungi, Glomeromycota, Glomeromycetes, Archaeosporales, Ambisporaceae.